AUUUAACAAAAUCUUACGCCCUGACUCUGUUGCUGUCACACUUUGGCAAGUAGCUGCUCUCUUCCCAGCUGACUAAAGUGUAUACCUAGCCUUUCAGGAGUGGGAUUACGCAUAUGAACAGUCUGGAAACCUUCUGGCAACAGGUACCUCAGGUGCCAUGCAAAGAUAACCAUUUACACUGCUGAGGAGACAGCGGCCAUCUGUUUUAGCCGUAGCCGGCAAAAUCAGCAGGAGAGGACUGCUCUGUGGGAUGAGCUAGUCCACAGAGUGAAUAUAUUGGGCCACCAUGGAUGAAGUUACAAUCAGGUUAGGCACAGAGUGACUGACUUGAUAUGUAGAGUCCAGCAAAGGACUGCUGCAGUUGCGAGGGACUGUAAUACUACAGGUGGAGGUCUUGCCACACAGGCCCCUGUUAUGGCAACAGAGGAGCUCCUUGCCAACCUUGGGGUAGCCCCCACGCAACCUCAAACACAGGAAACACCAGUCAUGGAAGUGGGUGGCACCCAGGCAACAGGUGAGGAGUAUCCAGGUAAAAGGCAGUUUUGUGUUACUAGAAGGCAAAGGUGUGCCAAGUCUGGAAACAUGGAAACAGGGACCACACAGAACAGAAAGGAGUCUGUAGGCUCUCCUUGCAGCAAUGGACCACUGCCCGGCUGUGAAACUAUUAUUAUUCCAAUCGCUUCUCUUGGCAAUACAAUCCCACUGGGCAACAGGAAACCCAACAGCGUAGCAUCUCCACCCCUGUCACCAUCGGAUGGUGUUCAUGCCAGCAGUGAUCCAUUCAGAGGGGUACCAGCCAACAGCAAGCAUGGAACGAUGCAUAGCAGUGAACAAAGAGUGACUUCUGAGCCACCUUCACCCACUACUUCAGGACAGAAGAGGUUUAACAUGACACAGCCAAGUCUGAGCAGUAGACAGCUUCUUUCUGAACUGAAAGCAGGAAUAAACUUACGACCCAUCCACCAGUCAACUGGUGUCACGACUGUGUUCUCUGGCAGUGGCAAAAAUAUUCGCAAGCUCAGUGUGGACAGAAAAAGUGAAGAUGGUUCCCAUAGAAGUACACCAUCGUCACCUUCAGAUCAGCUACCUAUCAUGAAUGGAGAAAUUACAGAGCAGAAAUCUUCAGCAUCAGAAAUGGAAGGCAGAUAGAUAUGCAGGGAACCCAGGUGAACUUGGGAAGAACAAAUCUUGUACAGAUUCAUAAAUUCCAUCCAGCAGAAGAAUUCCAUAAAGUAUGCACUGCAGACCUUGUCACUGUAAUUGUACAGACAGUGCUACAAUGAUGAAAACACACAAAGCAUACAUUCAACUGAACAUUUAUUCACAACCAAUAUGGCCAAAUUCUAAUUCAUAGUUGUUUCAUCACUUGCUUAAUUAGCUGGAUUAUUUGACUACCGGUCUGACAAAGAAAGAUUUUUUUUAACUUACUCUGUAUUUUUUCCUGUUGCAGUUAAGUCUAGAAUUUGAAAUUCCCUUCUAAUUCUAAAUACAGUUUAGUAAAGUGUUGACAUGAUAGUACAUGUGUAUAUGCUUACAUGCACAAAUGAAAUUGACUACAACAUAUUAUCUUGUAUGCUGUAGUAAAAUAGUUUCUAUUCAUUACUGUAUAAACCAUUAACCUCAUUGAGAGUUUGACAAAACUAGUCAAACAUUUUUUAGAAGUUUAACAGUAAAAUUAGAUGUAUGUUUUUUGAAAUAAAUGUUAUUUCAGAAA
Protopterus annectens (West African lungfish) is the source of this 1714-nucleotide messenger RNA. Its product is annotated as espin-like. The transcript is spliced from 8 exons. NCBI's taxonomy places the organism in Eukaryota, Metazoa, Chordata, Ceratodontiformes, Protopteridae. The record is from RefSeq and is a predicted model, not a curated record. The coding region runs from base 415 to 1149 and encodes 244 amino acids.